Molecule: messenger RNA, 894 nt
Organism: Malassezia restricta
Lineage: Eukaryota; Fungi; Basidiomycota; Malasseziomycetes; Malasseziales; Malasseziaceae
Product: mitochondrial DNA replication protein
Exons: 3
Coding region: 1-894 (297 amino acids)
Biological process (GO): alpha-ketoglutarate transport; mitochondrial citrate transmembrane transport
Cellular component (GO): mitochondrion
Molecular function (GO): tricarboxylate secondary active transmembrane transporter activity
Source: RefSeq, a predicted model, not a curated record
AUGGCGCCAGCACAAGGACGCUUUUCAUGGUCAAACAUCGCCGUCGGGGCGGUCAUGAACAUGUUUGAAGUGACUACUCUUGGUCAACCAUUUGAGGUUAUCAAGACUCAAAUGGCUUCAAACCGCACGCAAACGAUGUAUCAGGCUCUGAAAACGGUCUGGAACCGCGGCGGUGUGCUUGGCUUUUACCAGGGUCUAAUCCCGUGGGCAUGGAUCGAGGCAUCUACUAAAGGUGCUGUGCUUCUUUUCACGUCCACUGAAGUACAGAAGGUAGCCAAGUCGCUUGGCAUGGGCCCUGGUGCGGCAGGCCUUCUUGGUGGUAUGACCGGUGGCAUUGUGCAGUCAUACGCAACGAUGGGUUUCUGCACGUGCAUGAAGACUGUGGAAAUCACGCGUCAAAAGCAGGUCACCGCUGGUGUCCCGCCGCCGUCUACCUGGAAGGUGUUUGCUGACAUCUACAAUAAGGAAGGUAUUCGCGGCAUCAACAAAGGUGUGAAUGCCGUUGCUCUCCGCCAAAUGACGAACUGGGGAAGCCGGAUGGGUUUUGCACGCCUGGCUGAGUCGCCCGUUCGUCGUUUCACUGGCAAGACGGAGGGCGAGAAGCUCAAUAAUAUGGAGCGUAUUCUGUGCUCGACCAUUGGCGGUGCGCUAGCAACGUGGAACCAGCCGAUUGAGGUGAUCCGUGUCGAGAUGCAAUCGCAGACCAAGAGUGCUGCUGCACACCGUUCAGCCAAACCAUCAAUUCUUGGCACUGCUGCCUAUAUCUAUAAGGAAAAUGGCCUGCGGGGUCUUUACCGCGGUGUUAGCCCUCGUAUCUGUCUGGGCAUCUGGCAAACGGUUUGCAUGGUAUCCUUUGCUGACUCGGUGCGCGAAUGGCUUGGCACCAGCAAAUAG